AUGGCGAGCGCUAAGACGAAGCUGCAGCUGCAGGAGAGGGUCCGGCUCCCCCGCACGGCGUGGAAGCUGGCUGACCUCGCCGUUCUCUUCCUGCUCCUGGCCCUCCUCGCUCGCCGUGCGUCCUCGCUGGUGGCGGCGUGCUGCGCGGCGCCGGCGUGCACGUGGUGCUGGGUCGCCGCGCUCAUCUGCGAGGCGUGGUUCACGGUGGUGUGGCUCAUCAACAUAAACGCCAAGUGGAACCCGGUCCGCUUCGACACGCACCCUGAACGCCUAGCCCAACGGACGAGCGACGACGAGCUGCCGGCGGUGGACAUGUUCGUGACGACGGCGGACCCGAAGCUGGAGCCGCCGCUGGUGACGGUGAACACGGUGCUGUCGCUGCUGGCGCUGGACUACCCAGCGGGCAAGCUGACGUGCUACGUCUCCGACGACGGAUGCUCGGCGGUGACCUGCUACGCGCUGCGCGAGGCCGCCGAGUUCGCCAAGCUCUGGGUGCCCUUCUGCAAGAAGUACGGUGUCGGGGUCCGGGCCCCCUUCGUGUACUUCUCCUCCGGCGCUGCGGGAGCCACCGCCGACGCCGAGUUCUUGCGCGCUUGGACACUCAUGAAGAACGAGUACGAGGAGUUGGUCCGCCGGAUCGAGAACGCCGAAGAGGACUCUCUAGUCCGGCGCGGCGACGGCGAGUUCGCCGAAUUCGUGGGCGCUGACCGCAGGAACCACCCGACCAUAAUCAAGGUGCUCUGGGACAGCAGCAGCAAGAGCAAGAGCAAUCAGGCUGCAGACGAUGGAAUCCCCAGCCUCAUAUACGUCUCGAGGGAGAAGAGCCCCACACAGCACCACCACUUCAAGGCCGGCGCCAUGAACGUCCUGACGAGGGUGUCCGCGGUGGUGACCAACGCUCCCAUCACGCUGAACGUGGACUGCGACAUGUUCGCGAACAACCCGCAGGUGGCCCUCCACGCCAUGUGCCUCCUCCUCGGAUUCGACGACGAGCUCCACAGCGGCUUCGUUCAGGCGCCGCAGAAGUUCUACGGCGGCCUCAAGGACGAUCCUUUCGGCAACCAGAUGCAGGUUAUAUACGAGCUUAUCUAUAUCCACAAUUUUGUCGUCUGUGCUGUGAGCUUACGUAGAAAGUUGGGCUUGGAGAAGCCGGACUUCAAGGCAUAUUUUACGGCGGGACAGGGUGCUUUCACCGUAGGAAAGUCAUCUACGGCGUGCCACCAGACUCCACCACCACCAUCGGCAUCAAAGCAUCUUCUUCCAGGUUUUGCUGCAACAGCGUGGUCAUACAUGCAUGUUCUUUCCAUUGCAGGUUGGCUGGGUGUACGGGUCGAUGACCGAGGACAUCCUGACCGGGCAGCGAAUCCACGCCGCCGGCUGGAGGACGGCGUUGUUGAACCCCGACCUGCCGGCAUUCCUCGGCGGCGCGCCCACCGGCGGACCGGGCAGCCUCACCCAGUACAAGAGGUGGGCCACGGGCCUGCUGGGAUACUCCUCAGCCGCCAUAACCCAUUCCUUCUCGCCGCGUUCAAGCACCUCGAUUUCCGGCAGUGCGUCGCCUACCUAUUCAUCGACGUGUGGGCCAUCAGGGCACCCUUUGAGCUGUGCUACGCGUUGCUCGGACCUUACUGCAUCAUCGCAAACCACUCCUUCCUGCCAAAGGCGUCAGAGCCGGGUUUCGUCAUCCCGUUGGCGCUGUUCCUAGCCUACAACGCGUACAACCUGGGCGAGUACAAGGACUGCCGGCUAUCGGCGCGCGCCUGGUGGAACAACCACAGGAUGCAGCGGAUCGUGUCGUCGUCCGCCUGGCUGCUCGCGUUCCUCACCGUGGUCCUCAAGACGGUCGGCCUCUCGGAGACGGUGUUCGAGGUGACGCGCAAGGAGCAGCAGAGUUCGUCCGACGGAGACGCUGGCGAUGGCGCGGACGACGCCGAUCUGGGGCGGUUCACCUUCGACUCGUCGCCGGUGUUCGUCCCGCCAACGGCGCUCGCGAUGCUGAGCAUCGUCGCCGUCGCCGUCGGAGCGUGGAGGGUGGUCGCCGGUGCGGUGCCCGCCGCCGGUGGCCCGGGCGCCGGGGAGCUCGUGUGCUGUGGAUGGCUGGUGCUCUGCUUCUGGCCGUUCGUGAGGGGGCUCGUCGGCAGGGGAAGCUACGGCAUCCCCUGGAGCGUCAGGCUCAAGGCUGCCCUGCUCGUGGCCGCGUUCGUGCACUUGUCCACACGGAAGUUACUUUCACCGGCGUCAGAAUAUGCAAUGGUUGAUGUGACGGGAAUCAAUUAA
Miscanthus lutarioriparius is the source of this 2277-nucleotide messenger RNA. NCBI's taxonomy places the organism in Eukaryota, Viridiplantae, Streptophyta, Magnoliopsida, Poales, Poaceae. The record is from the annotation of a GenBank genome assembly.